Molecule: messenger RNA, 786 nt
Organism: Leguminivora glycinivorella
Lineage: Eukaryota; Metazoa; Arthropoda; Insecta; Lepidoptera; Tortricidae
Product: keratin, type I cytoskeletal 9-like
Exons: 24
Coding region: 1-786 (261 amino acids)
Source: RefSeq, a predicted model, not a curated record
AUGUACAAAGGCGAGCUUAUCCCUGGCGGUGGAGGUGGCGGAGGUGGCGGCGGAGGCGGAAGCGGAGGCGGUAGCGGAGGCGGAAGCGGAGGCGGAAGCGGGGGCGGAAGCGGAGGUGGCGGCGGUGGAGGUGGCAGCGGAGGCAGCGGAGGCGGUGGAUCUGGCGGUGGAAGCGGCAACGGAGGCCAAGACUAUGCCAAUAAUAAUGACGACUAUUAUGCGGAUGGCGGUGGCAAUGGCGGUGGCGGUGGCGGCGGCGGUGGAGGCAGUCAUAGUGAACGGCAUGAGUCGUCAUGGAACUCUUCAUCAUCGCAUUCAGAAUCAUCGAGUUGGAACAGUUCAUGGUCUUCGCAUGGAUCAGGCGGAUCGAAUUCACACUAUGAUGCAAAGAAUGGCUGGAAAAAACAUGGUAAAAAUGAAGAAGAACAUGAGAGACACACCCAAAUGAGCGAAGAAGCACAUCAUUCUUUUGAAGAAGAAAAUCACAAAGAUUGGAACGAGGCGAAACAUAAAAAGUGGCACGAGGAUCGUAAGAAGUGGGACCACAAUAAUCACAAAGGCGGAAAACACAAGCAUCAUCAUCACGAUUGGACCGAAAAUGAUCACAAAGAUUGGCAUUCCAAGCAUCAUGAACACUGGCAUCAUGAAUCUCACGACCGAUAUAGUAAAGAAUCGGAGAAACAUUGGAGUAGAGAGCAAAGUGAAAAACACAAAAGCAACGAAUCAGGAGGGGAUGACAACAACAACUCAGGAGGGGAUGACAACAAUAAUUCAGGAGGGGUAUGA